Messenger RNA from Trypanosoma grayi, 1908 nucleotides. RefSeq lists its product as hypothetical. The transcript has a single exon. Bases 1 to 1908 code for a protein of 635 amino acids. Gene Ontology annotation, molecular function: inward rectifier potassium channel activity. The record is from RefSeq and is a predicted model, not a curated record. Gene Ontology annotation, biological process: potassium ion import across plasma membrane; regulation of monoatomic ion transmembrane transport. Gene Ontology annotation, cellular component: plasma membrane. NCBI's taxonomy places the organism in Eukaryota, Euglenozoa, Kinetoplastea, Trypanosomatida, Trypanosomatidae.
AUGCCAGGGCAGCGGAAGGUGCAGGUGGACCCCGAUCUCCUCGUCACCUCCGUCUUCGACACUUUCCCCGAGCAGCAGGACAACGUUGUCCGCGUGUUCGAUGAGGAGGGAUGCCUCACGACGCGUGAGAUUGGGGUGAAGCGGUUUCAGUUCGCGCGGCUGUCCAUCUUCCACACGCUGCGGUCGCUGCCGUGGUCGAUCCUCAUCACGUACUCCAUCCUUGUGUAUCUAGCCAUCCUCUUCGUCUGUUCGGUGGUGUACUUCACUUGGGCCCAUGCCUGUGGGGCGAGCGAGGGGGUAACGUGGGCAGCCGCGCUCUACUUCACCGUCGUGAGCCUCGCCGCAAACGGCGGCUACGUUGGUGAGCAGAUGGACACGAUGAUUUCGCCCAUCCACGUCUGCUUCGUUGGCCGCACCAUCAUCGUGAUGGUGCUGUCGUACACCAACAUCAUCUUCGUCGGGCUGGUGGCGGCGCUGGUGGUGGGUAAAGCGGAGUACAGCGGGAAGCUUGGGCAGCGCGUGGUGUUCAGCGACUUCUGCUCCCUCACGGUGGUGCCGGGGCGACGCGACCACUGCUGGCGCCUCACGUUCCGCAUGGCGAACAGCAUGGGGCAGAAGCCGGUCGCGCACGGGCGGCUGCGCGUCUUUAUCAUCUCGGCGGAGCUGCUGCAGGACUAUCGGCGGCGGCGCAAGGAGAUGAUGAAGGAGUACUACGGCAAGCUACUGGAAAGGCAGCCCACCAGGGGCAGUGGGGGCGGGGACACGUUGCGUGGGCGUAGUCAGGCGCUGAUGAGCCUGACAGCCGAUCGCCUAACAGCCGAUCGCCUGCGCGAGCAGCAGCAGCAGCAAGAGGGCAGCAAGACGCUCACAUCAAGUUUUGCGUUGCAAAUGGACCCCCCAAUCGACCCUGCGGUGUCGACACGUUUGCGGCGGCAGCAGGAGCACCGGCGGCGUCCUUCCGGUGGUAAACUGCGCCGCCGUCGCCCUCGCCAGGCUGGCGGACAGGAAACCGCUGACGACGAUGAAGCGACACACAAAAAAAAAUCGAGCUUGAUUAGUCUUACGACUGCUGUGAACGUGGCAGAUCCGGGGCAGAAGGAAGGUGCAGCGUCCUCACAGACGGCGGGCACCGAGAGUAGCAAUGUCCAGCAACAACAACCGCAGCAGGAGCAGGAGCAGGAGCAGGAAGAGGGGGGGCAGCCGCAAUCACGCACGCGUCCUGGUGUUCCCCAACGCUCCACCUCCGCCGCUGGCGAUGACUCUUCCAACUCUUCUGAGUCGAACCCGUCGGUCAAGACGCACCCCAGUGACGGCAGCCGUGAGGCUGGCGGGGGUGAAGCCGAUGGAACCGACGAAGCGGAUGACUUUGAGCGCGUGCGGAUUUGCGUGGAGGAGGUGCGUUGGUGCUGCUCCGAGGAACGCUACCUCGAGGCACGCCAGGGGCAACUCUCGCUGUGGUUCCCAGUGAGUAUCACGCACACUAUUGACCGCCAGAGCCCGCUCUACCGCUACAUGGAGCGCGAGAAGCCGGGCUCGCCGACGCUUGGGUCGUCCAGGUCCACCGCCGGAACGUCGACGGCAAAGGCAGCAGCAGCAGCUGCAGCAGCAACAGCCGCGGGAGGAGGAGGAGGAGGAAGAGGCGCAGCGGCGUCAACGUCGCCACGAUCGUUCCAGAUAGUAGCCACCUUCGAUGCGACAGACAUGGACAGUGGGGCCACCAUCACGGCGAAGCGCACGUAUACUGUCACGGACAUUGUGGCGCACUAUCGUUUCUCGAACAAGCUGGUGCGCAUGCGGCCCGGCAGUAGCGAGGUGCUUCUGGACUACCAUUACUUUAAUGAGAUGCUGCCCGUUACGGCGGUUGAGUCAUCGACGACAGAUAGCGACGCGCCGUACGACAACGUCUAA